Molecule: messenger RNA, 786 nt
Organism: Encephalitozoon hellem ATCC 50504
Lineage: Eukaryota; Fungi; Microsporidia; Unikaryonidae
Exons: 1
Coding region: 1-786 (261 amino acids)
Source: RefSeq, a predicted model, not a curated record
AUGCUGGAACUACCACCAGACACUAGAAAAGGUUUUUUGUAUCUAAUGAAUGACGAAGUCUUGAACACAUUCAAGGACCAUAUGGACCUUGACUUUCUUUAUAUGGAGAGCCAAGAGAGGGUGAAGGUUGCUGCUGUCAAUGUAUCAGAAAACAGCCUCUUGUGGUCGGAAGAUCUUGAGGAAGAAAGUACACUUCCAAAUGCAUUUAGAUGUUUGCAUGGAAAUGAAGUGAUUCAUAAGUCGUUGAACAGACUACCUCAAGAGGGAUGGGAGGAGCUGAUAGACUGCUGGUCAUGCCACAAUUGUGAGUUCAAAACGAUGCUGGAUCUUUCACCCCGACCAAGAAAGGGGGGAUUGCUUCUCUCCGACUUUUUUCUCCUCAUAAAUGAUUCAGACCUCCCCAGAUGCUGUAGAAAGAACAACUCCUCCGUCAGGAAACUAUUUUAUAAUGAGGUUCUUCUGCAAGGAUGUACCCAUGAGGCUUUGGCAUACUCCUAUCUAGACUUUUACUUCCGGAACACUCCUGUUCUUCUUCUUGAGGUAAACCAAAGAAGAUAUGAGAUCAGACAUUUCUACAAAGCAAUGGUGAUGACUGUUGAAAAUAAGGCCUUGGUCAAGAGAAAGGCAAUGAAGGUAGGCAUCAAGGAAACAGAAAAGCCAAUUGAGAAAAACGAGAAUAUAAAUGAAUUCUACUCAAAAAUAACAUAUGAUAUCGUGAUGUCGGGCAUGGUUGGAACAACCGCACUGGGAUAUAAGAUCUCGCUUGUGGAGAAAAAUAGAGGCUAG